CAAUUACAUAUAUUCAUGGAAGUGAAAAUGUUCUAAAUACCGGACGAAUGAUGGAUCACAAAAAUGGUGACGGUUCGCAGUCGCCGAGUAACAAUACGGUGUCGGAUUACGAUCUGACAUUGCCAGCAUGGAGUUUAGAGUGCCUAAAGGCUGCGGCCGUUCAACAUAAGCUCCAGCGGCCAAGGAGCCUGGCGUGGGCCAUACUGCUGAAUGCCUUGCCACCACCAAAUGCUGAUAUUGCUGGCAGCCUGAAAACUCAUAGGAACUUUUACAAUGACAUAAAGUCCAAGCUAUCGAUGGACCCUCGGAACGUCAUAGGGGACGACCCUCUGUCGCAGAAUGAUGAGAGCGCAUGGAACCAGCAUUUCUGUGACAACGAACUGAAGGCGUUAAUACUGCAAGACGUGGUCAGGACCUUUCCUGACGAGCUCUACUUCAGGGAUAAAGAUGUUCAGGACAUGAUGGUGCAAGUAUUAUUCUUCUGGGCGCGCUCUCACGCCUACGUGGGCUACCGGCAGGGCAUGCACGAGGUGCUGGCGCCGCUGUUGCUGGAACUGCACAGGGACAGGACACACGCACCGAGAGACCUUACCAAUACAUUAAGAUACAUCCUGGAAGAAGAAUAUUUGGAGCAUGACAGCUACAUGAUGUUCAGCGCGGUGAUGAAAGGUCUGGAGAAGUUCUACACGACGGGCGACGUGGUGCCUUCGUCCUGCGGUCGUCUGCCUGUCUCUAAAGUCAUCCACAACCCGAACGAAGUAGUAAGAUAUCUGGACAAGGUGCGAGAAGAAUGUUUAACGCCGCUGGACAACGAAUUAGCCACGCAUUUAGCCCAAUGUAAUAUUUCCAUGGAGCUGUUUGGAAUUCGCUGGCUAAGGCUGCUGUUCGGGCGCGAGUUCCCGCGCGCGGAGCUGCCGCAGCUGUGGGGCUUCCUUUUCGCGGACGGGCCCAUGCUGCCCAACAUACACUAUGUCGUCGUCGCCAUUCUGAUAGCCAUGAAGGCCACGCUAAUGGACGCGGAUUCAGGCGUGGUCCUAUCCGCCUUGAUGCGGCCGCCGCGAUUAUCAACGUCAUACGCCUGCGCGCUCGCUCUGCACUUGCGGAGUCCGUUACAGCACCCGCGCCCACCGCCGCCGCCCGUUCAGGAUAAUGACCAAGAUAUGUCCACAUACUCCAGCGAAUGGGCGCUCGAGCAGCGGGGCUUCGCCACGGGCUCGGACUCGGGCUCGUCGGGCGUGGAGGAGGGCGCCGACAUCGCGCGCUCGCUCGCCGCGCUCGGGCUGCUGCGCGCGCAGCUCCCGCCCGCCGCCGCCGCGCUGGCGCACGAGCUGCGCGACCCCCCGCCCCGCGUCGCCGCGCCGCUGCAGAGGAUACUCAAGCUGGCGGCCCUCCUGGAAUGCCGCAACCACGCCCUCGUCGACGUAGAAACGGCCCUCGAGGCGGCCGAGGCGGGCGCCGAACAAAUCGGACGUCGGAAAAUAGUUCCCGUCGUAGUCAACCACAAACCGCAGCCGAAACCCGCGGCUAAGGUCAAAGAGGUGCCGUUAAAACUGUUCCAUAAGACGGAGUGUUUCAAUAGUGACCUGCCGUGCUUAGAUCCGUUGAGACUUAGGACUGAAUGAUUAAGGGAGUUGUAGGGACAAGUGA
Messenger RNA from Cydia amplana, 1647 nucleotides. RefSeq names its product TBC1 domain family member 5 (gene TBC1D5). The transcript is spliced from 13 exons. The record is from RefSeq and is a predicted model, not a curated record. Lineage: Eukaryota; Metazoa; Arthropoda; Insecta; Lepidoptera; Tortricidae. Gene Ontology annotation, molecular function: GTPase activator activity. Gene Ontology annotation, biological process: activation of GTPase activity. The coding region runs from base 48 to 1622 and encodes 524 amino acids.